UAAGAAGAAGCUGGUACAAAUUGAAACACAUGCACAACCCUCGAACAUUCUGAUCACAAUGCUCCAAUUUCAGAGACAUGUACGUACAUGUUGUCUUACUGCAGUUAAGCUCAACUGCUAUCUACAAGUGUUAUAUCUACUUUCCAAAAACAAUUACCUGCUAUCUUCUCCACCAUAAAUAAUACACUAACCUUCGAAAACUCCUCUCCACGCAUCCAAUCCAUUUCUUUAUAUAUCAUCCGGCCAUUUCGCUCAUAUAACCCUAAAAUCUCUCUCCUUCUCUCUCUGAUCUCUCUCCCAGCUCUCUCUAUUCGCUUAUAUAUGGAUCAGUUCUCUGUCCAAUCUUUCUUCUUCUUCUUUCUUCUUUCCAUCUAUGUCUACCUCCUCUUUAAGUACACGUCCAAAAAGAAACCCAUCCACAAAGGAUUUAAAGUGUAUCCUAUACUCGGAACGCUGCCUGAAUUAUUGCAGAACCGACACCGUUUUCUUGACUGGACAACUGAAACUCUCGAUAACUGCCUCACAAACACUUCUGUCUUUAGGCGUCCCGGCAAGAUCCAGGGCGUCAUCACCUCGAACCCGGCCAACGUUGAGCACGUGCUCAAGACCAACUUCGAGAACUAUCCCAAAGGCGACUGCAUCAUAACGCUUCUAGGAGAUUUUCUAGGCAGAGGAAUCUUCAACUCCGACGGGGAACUCUGGAUGGUCCAGAGGAAAACGGCUAGCUACGAAUUCAACACCAAAUCGCUCCGCAACUUCGUCAUGGAAAACGUCAACGUGGAGACCAAGACGAGACUGGUUCCGAUCUUAUCAAAAGCCUCGGAAACAGCACGCGUCUUGGAUUUUCAGGACAUUUUGGAGCGUUUCGCAUUCGACAACGUCUGCAAGCUGGCAUUUAACGUCGACCCGUGUAGUCUUGGCGGCGAUGGAACCGUCGGGGCCAAGUUCAUGCGGGCUUUCGAGGAUGCUGCCACGCUUAGCUCUGGGAGGUUCUUGUAUGCCAUCCCAAUUUUGGGGAAGCUUAAAAAGUUUCUCAACAUUGGAUCAGAGCGAAGGCUAAGAGACGCAAUCAAAACCGUCCAUGAAUUUGCAGAUGAUAUUAUACGGUCGAGAUUGGAACAAAAGGUGGAUAAAGAUGCAGACCUACUCUCUCGUUUUAUCGCAAAUGAGGCAAACUCACCUGAAUUUCUCCGAGAUAUCGUCAUAAGCUUCAUUCUUGCGGGUCGGGAUACUACCUCUUCGGCUUUGAGCUGGUUCAUUUGGCUCCUAUGGUCGAAACCGGAGGUAGAGCGAAACAUAUUGAAGGAGCUUGAAAAAAUCCAAGUUCAUAGAGGAAAAAACCUCGGCGAUUCGUAUAGCUUUGAUGAGCUCCGAGACAUGCAGUAUCUACAUGCAGCAAUCAAAGAAGCGAUGAGACUGUACCCUCCCGUUCCGAUCGAUACUAAAGCGUGUCUGAACGAUGAUAUCAUGCCGGACGGCACAUUUGUGAAGAAGGGUUGGAUUGUGGCAUACCACACAUACGCGAUGGGAAGGAUGGAGAGCAUUUGGGGAAAGAAUUGUCGUGAGUUCCUGCCGGAAAGAUGGCUGGAAAAAGGAGUGUGUCGGCAAGUGAGCCCGUAUAAGUUUCCGGUGUUUCAUGCCGGACCGAGAAUGUGUCUGGGAAAAGAAUUAGCAUACAUUCAGAUGAAGUCGAUUGCAGCAUCAAUGAUCGAGAGGUUUGAAAUAGAUGUGGUAAAUAAGAACAAGGGUCUUGAGCCAUUAAUGUCCUUGACUUUGAGGAUCAAAGGCGGGUUGCCCGUAAAGGUGAGGAAGAGGUGUGGAUGCCAUUAAUUCAUGUAUAUAAUCUGCAAAUGUAUAAAAGCUCUAGACGAAGGAUUAUGAGCAUGCUGUAUAAAAGCUCAUGGGGGCAUGGACUGUUAAAAGUGUGUGAUCAAUAUGUGGUGUAUAUAUAUAAGUUGUAUAAUUUUAUUCUUCUGAUAGUAAUAUUUUAGAAAUCGUACCAUAUAUGUAAUCUGUACCUAUC
Messenger RNA from Juglans microcarpa x Juglans regia, 2023 nucleotides. Its product is annotated as cytochrome P450 94A1-like. Bases 322 to 1830 code for a protein of 502 amino acids. The transcript has a single exon. Gene Ontology annotation, molecular function: heme binding; monooxygenase activity; oxidoreductase activity, acting on paired donors, with incorporation or reduction of molecular oxygen. The record is from RefSeq and is a predicted model, not a curated record. Lineage: Eukaryota; Viridiplantae; Streptophyta; Magnoliopsida; Fagales; Juglandaceae.